CUUUCGUACCGCUCCGAUUCAAACUUUCACCAUGGCUGACCAAUUGACCGAAGAACAGAUUGCUGAAUUCAAGGAGGCCUUCAGUCUCUUUGAUAAGGACGGAGAUGGUACCAUCACAACCAAGGAACUUGGUACCGUCAUGCGGUCUUUGGGACAGAACCCCACGGAAGCUGAGCUUAUGGACAUGAUCCAGGAGAUCGACGCCGAUGGCAGUGGAACUAUUGACUUCCCGGAAUUCCUUACAAUGAUGGCGCGUAAGAUGAAGGAUACCGAUUCCGAAGAAGAAAUCCUAGAGGCUUUCAAGGUCUUUGACAAGGACGGCAACGGUUUCAUCUCCGCUGCUGAGCUUCGUCACAUCAUGACCAACCUCGGUGAAAAACUCACCGACGAGGAGGUCGAUGAAAUGAUUCGUGAAGCCGAUAUCGAUGGCGACGGUCAGAUCAACUACGAAGAGUUCGUCAAGAUGAUGAUGUCCAAGUAAACACUCACAAUCAGACAACGUCCUGUUUAUGGUAGUAUACAUCAUCCCUCUUAUUCGGCGCAUUGACAUUGCCACCGUCGCGAAGCCUUUAACGUCUAGUAGUGCCGUAAUUGCAAAGCACUAGUCGGGGUUCCUGGG
Molecule: messenger RNA, 619 nt
Organism: Phaeodactylum tricornutum CCAP 1055/1
Lineage: Eukaryota; Bacillariophyta; Bacillariophyceae; Surirellales; Neidiaceae
Gene: CaM1
Product: calmoduline
Exons: 3
Coding region: 32-481 (149 amino acids)
Cellular component (GO): myosin II complex
Molecular function (GO): calcium ion binding
Source: RefSeq, a predicted model, not a curated record